This is a messenger RNA of Plasmodium malariae, 2109 nucleotides long. RefSeq names its product conserved Plasmodium protein, unknown function. Bases 1 to 2109 code for a protein of 702 amino acids. The record is from RefSeq and is a predicted model, not a curated record. The transcript has a single exon. NCBI's taxonomy places the organism in Eukaryota, Apicomplexa, Aconoidasida, Haemosporida, Plasmodiidae.
AUGAACGAAAUAUGUUUCGAUAAAAAUGAAAAUAAUUUGGUGAAUAACAAAUAUAAUCAACCUCAAACAAAUGUUCAUGAUGAAAGUUUUACAAUUAACGCAGAAAAAUUACUUGACAAAGCAAACAAAAAUGAAAAUAAGGAUGAAACAAAAUAUUCAAAAACACUUAAUAUGUUAAAUGAAAGUAAGAAACAUCAGUUAACAGAAUAUGAAAAGUCAGAAGAACAUAACAACAAAAAAGUGCUCUGCAGUGAAGGCAAAAAUUUUCCCAGUUAUACAUUUAUUAACAGUUAUAUGAACAAUUGUGAUAAAAAUGUUAGCAACGAAAAUCCAGAAAGUGAGGUUAAAAUUUUUUAUUUUGAAGAUACGAUUGAAAGCAAGUAUUUGCAUGAUGACAAGCCUUUAACAACGUUAGAUAAACAAAAAUGUGAUACAGCAGUAGUACUAAAAAGUAACAAUAAUAGUUAUAAUAAUGCCAGUAAUGGUUAUAAUAUUGCCAGUAAUGGUUGUAAUAAUACCAGCAAUAUUUAUAGUAAUAAUAAUAAUGGUGAUGUUGUGGAAGGGGAGAAAAAUUUAAAAAGUGAAUUUUCGAAAAAAGAACAAGUCUCUUUUGAUGAUCAAAUUAAUAAUUCCACCUUUUUAAAAAAUCACCAAUUUGAGGUAAAUAUUAAUAAUAACGAGAAUAUAACAAGUAAGGGUAAAAAAAAAUAUGGUUAUGGUGACAAAAUUGAAAAGAUUUUAAGCAAAGAAAACUCCAAAAAAAGGAAAAAUAAAACUAACAUAAACUAUGGAAAAAUACAUAAUCAACAGGUAGAGAAAAAAAAGGGAUACACAAAUAAUUGUGAUUUUAUUAAUGAGAAUUAUUAUGAAGAACAUACAAAAAGUAGAUCAAAUAAAAAAAGUGAUAAUAUUAACAUAGAUAUUUUUUAUUCUAGCAAGAGUGAAAAAUCUUUAGAUGAAAGUGGUGAAGAGGAUAGCUCAGUUGACGGAAAUGAAAAAUUCUAUGGAAAUAUGUAUCCAUCAGAUAUUCCAGUAGAUUUUUAUGAAAACCCUUUAAGCAACAAAAGUUCAUUAAACGAGUUGGAAUCAGCAUACAGUAUCUAUACCAAAAAUAAUGCAAGUGAAGAAAUUAACAUUUUGAAUAGCUACAUUAAAAAUAUAGCGGAGAAUGCGACCAUGUCUUCUUCAUCAGUUGACAUUGAUAAUAAAUUAGUUAAUAUUCUCUCUUUAUCAUUUUUAACCUUUAUUGAUCAUGUAAUAUAUGACUCUCAUAUAUAUGCUUUAAGAAAUGAAUUCAAAAAAAAGAGAGAAACGAAUAAUAAUAAUAUAACGAACAAUGGUAGUAUAAACUCAAACGAAUCUCCCAAAGGAGAAAGCUUAAACAAUGUUACUAUACAAGAUAGUAUAAAAAUAAAAAAUGAAAUAAUUGCUUCGAAUAUAGAAAAUAAUACUAUUAAUGAAAAGGUAUUUAAUAAUAAUAAAGUGGAAACGUUGCUGGAAAAUACGAACAUAGUUCAUAAUAACAACAUACAAGUGAAAAAUAAAGAAGAUGGUAAUUUUAAUGAAUUAAAUAAUUCUGAGGAAAAGGUUAGAAACAAAGGAACACAAAUUAUCUAUGAUCCUGAUGUAAUUAAUCUAUGUUUAAAUAACAUAUAUAACCAAGAAAUGGUAAACAGAAUUAUGCUUAAAAAAAAAGAAAAUGAUACCAAUUAUAAUAAGAAUGAUAAGAAGAUCGAUGAAGUGAAACCUAAAGGAAAUGGCGCUUUUUCAAAUGAUGCAAAUUCCAUUACAACGAAUAAAAAUGUAUUUAGUGAUAAUAAAGAUAUUAACGAUGUGUGUAACCAUGCAGAUAAUGCAACAAGGGGAAAGGAAAAAAUUUCAAAGCCUGAAGAUAUUUAUAUAAACGAAAAAACAGAUAAUAUAAAAGAAAAAAGUAUAAAUAUAAACAUAAAUAAGGAUGUGCUACAAACUAAUAUAAACUAUGAACUACAUCAAAGAAAAAUUAUGAUCAAUCAAAUAAAUGAAAAAAUUAAAAAAAAGAGUAAUAACAACAGGCAAAAUUUUGUGAACGCCAAGAAAUAUUCUAUGGAUGAUAUAUUUGAUAUAUAG